Molecule: messenger RNA, 2365 nt
Organism: Esox lucius (northern pike)
Lineage: Eukaryota; Metazoa; Chordata; Actinopteri; Esociformes; Esocidae
Gene: slc5a11
Product: solute carrier family 5 member 11
Exons: 16
Coding region: 96-2141 (681 amino acids)
Biological process (GO): transmembrane transport
Cellular component (GO): plasma membrane
Molecular function (GO): D-glucose:sodium symporter activity
Source: RefSeq, a predicted model, not a curated record
AUGAGAAGUGUUUGAACCUGAAUAUACAGUGCAGUAACACAUUAUUUAAACUGCCGUAGGACUAGCCAGCUGGAAUAAAAUCUGGAAUUGAAAGUAUGACUACUACACAGGGGACCAAUGUGCCCCCCUCCGAGUCCCCAGGAGGUGCAGGUGUACCCACCCUGGUCACCGUAGACAUUGUGAUCCUUGUUAUCUACUUCUUGCUUGUGCUGGGAGUGGGAUUUUGGUCGAUGUGGAAAACCAAGAGAAGCACAGUGGAUGGAUACUUCCUGGCAGGGAAGACCAUGUCCUGGUGGCCGGUGGGCACCUCUUUAUUUGCCAGUAAUGUGGGUAGUGGACACUUUAUUGGCAUGGCAGGGUCUGGAGCGGCUGCAGGAAUCGCAUCUGUGGCAUUUGAGUGGAAUGGGAUGCUUAUGGUCCUCCUACUGGGUUGGCUCUUCUUGCCCAUCUACAUCACUUCUGGGGUGACAACCAUGCCUGAGUACCUGCAGAAGCGAUUCGGGGGGAAGAGAAUACAAUUAUUCAUAGCUAUUUUGUAUUUAUUUAUUUACAUAUUCACAAAGAUAUCAGUGGAUAUGUAUGCGGGGGCCGUGUUUAUUCAACAGGCCUUACAGUGGAACAUUUAUGUAGCUGUGGUGCUGCUUCUGUUCAUUACUGCUCUCUACACUGUAGCAGGUGGUCUGGCUGCAGUCAUCUACACAGAUGCUGUCCAGACUGGUAUAAUGCUGAUAGGAGCCCUCACCCUUACAGGCUUCAGUUUCGCUGAGGUUGGUGGCUGGAACGCCCUCCUGGAACGGUAUGCAAUGGCCAUACCCUCAGUCCGUGACCCCAACACCACUUGUGGCAUCCCUCGGGAAGAUGCCUUCCACCUAUUCCGUGAUCCUGUGACCUCUGACCUGCCCUGGCCGGGCAUCCUCCUUGGGAUGUCCAUCCCAUCCAUGUGGUACUGGUGUUCAGACCAGGUUAUAGUUCAGCGUUCCCUGGCUGCUAAAAACCUGCUCCAUGCUAAAGGAGGGUCUCUACUGGCUGCCUACCUAAAGAUCCUGCCCUUCUUUAUAAUGGUCUUGCCCGGCAUGAUCAGCAGAAUACUUUACCCAGACGAGGUGGGAUGUGCAGACCCUGAUGUGUGCACCAAGGUGUGUGGGAAUGCAGUGGGAUGUUCAGACAUUGCCUACGCCAAACUGGUCAUGGAGCUGCUGCCAUCAGGUCUACGUGGCCUGAUGAUGGCAGUAAUGAUCGCUGCCCUCAUGUCGUCCUUGACCUCCAUCUUCAACAGCUCCAGCACAAUCUUCACCAUGGACCUCUGGCGACACCACCGGCCACAUGCCACUGAGUGGGAACUAAUGAUCGUUGGCAGGAUGUUUGUGUUGGUGCUGGUGGUAGUGUCUGUUCUCUGGAUUCCCGUGGUCCAGGCCAGUCAGGAAGGCCAGUUGUUUAUUUACAUCCAGUCCAUCAGCACCUAUCUACAGCCCCCUGUUGCCAUUAUUUUCCUGACUGGAUGCUUCUGGAAGAGGACCAAUGAGAAGGGGGCUUUCUGGGGCCUGGUUCUGGGUGAGCUUGUGGGCUUUGUAAGGAUGGCCCUGGACUUUGCCUAUCCCACUCCUCUGUGUUACCAGGAGGACAGCAGGCCCAACGUGGUUAAACAAAUCCACUACCUUUACUUCUCCACAAUGCUGUCUUUCCUCACCCUGAUAGUGGUGGUGGGGGUCAGCCUGGCCACAGAGAAACCCAGCCCACAGCAGAUCAGCCGCCUAACCUGGUUUACAAGACUUGAUAAAGUAGAGAAGAGCAGCAUAGCUAUGGAGACUGUACAGACUGUGACUGGUGCUACAAAGAGCAGGGAGAGUGCAGAGCUAGACACUGAAGAUGAAAAACCGAAGACUGACGAAGACCCACGCCCUCAGAGGCUAGACUCUGUUUCCUCAGAAGCAAGUGUGAGGAGCCAGUCCAGACUCAAGGCUGCCCUCUACUGGGUGUGUGGUAUGGAGAGGCAGAAGGAGGGCGAAAGUGCCCCCCCACCACCACUUUUAAUCAACCCCGCCAGCUCCCUGCAGGAGGAGCCAUGCCUCCGUCAUGUGGUCAAUGCCAACCUCAUCAUCUGCCUCUCUGUUGCAGUCUUUAUCAUUGGCUACUGGGCCUGAUGAGAAACUACCAAAGGACAAGUAGAGGCAGAGCUUGUCCAUUAUGGCACCGAACGGCAAGCUUGUAAAUCCAACACUUCCUGCAGAUUGUGACAAUACAGGCUGUUAUUUAUUAUAGCAAUGUACACUUUUGAUUGUGUUGAAGUGUUUUCUGAGAUCUGUGAGAAAGCCUAAACAUAUACAGUGGGGAGAACAAGUAUUUGAUACAAUGCCGAUUUUGCAGG